GUGGAUAAAGAAGGACUUAAAGCAACCACACGUGUAGCGCUGGACAUGACUACGCUCACAAUCAUGCGCACGCUCCCUCGCGAGGUAGAUCCGUUAGUUUACAAUAUGACCUCAGAAGACCCAGGUAUGUGUUGUUUCAGAUUGAUUGUACGGUGUGACUAG
Molecule: messenger RNA, 162 nt
Organism: Sphaeroforma arctica JP610
Lineage: Eukaryota; Ichthyosporea; Ichthyophonida
Exons: 1
Source: RefSeq, a predicted model, not a curated record